AUGGUUGAAGAACCAACAAUUGGUAUGAUGUUUGAUUCUGAAGAAGAGGUUUUUUCAUAUUAUAAGCAAUAUGCUAAGCAAGUAGGUUUUGGUGUGACAAAAAGAUCUCGUAGACUUGGAGAUGAUGGAAAUGUAAGAUAUUUCACCAUUGCAUGUCUUCGUGAGGGCAAGUCAAAAAGCAAAGCAUCUAAUAUAGUUAGGCCAAAACCAAUGGAGAGAAUGGGGUGCAAGGCAAAGAUCAAUGCAAAAGUAAGUCUAGAUGGAAGAUUUACAUUGUCUAGUGUCGUGCUUGAACACACUCAUGUAGUUAGCCCAAGCAAGACAAAAUAUUUUAGAUGCCAUAAGAAGUUAAAUUCUCGUGUGAAAAGAAAGCUUGAACAACUAGAUGAUGCUGGAGUCCGUCCGAGUAAAAAUUACAAAGCUCUUGCUAUUGAAGCGGGUGGGUAUGAUAAUCUUCCAUUUGGAGAGAAAGAUUGUAGAAAUUACAUUAACAAAGUAAGGAAUGAGUUACUUGGAGAAGGAGAUGCAGAAGCAUUGCGUAACUAUUUAAUGAGAAUGCAACAAAAAAAUGACCGUUUCUUUUAUGUCAUAGACAUUGAUGAAGAAAGCCGUUUGAAAAAUGUGUUUUGGGCAGAUGCACGAAGUAGGGCAGCAUAUGAAUCUUUUGGAGACGUCAUAACAUUUGACACUACAUACUUGACUAAUAAAUACAAGAUGUCGUUUGCACCUUUUGUUGGAGUGAAUCACCAUGGUCAAUCCAUACUUUUUGGGUGUGGGUUACUAUCAAAUGAGAAUACCGAUACUUUUGUGUGGUUGUUCGAAACAUGGUUGAAAUGCAUGUCAGACCGAGCUCCAAAUGCAAUUAUAACUGAUCAAGAUAGAGCUAUGCAAGCUGCAAUUCGGAGAGUAUUUCCAAGAGCUAAUCAUAGAUUUUGUUUAUGGCAUAUAAUGAGCAAAGUUCCGCAUAAGCUUGGAUCUUAUUCUCAAUAUGAAAACUUUAAGGGUGCUCUAUUAAAUUGCGUAUAUGACUCUUUGACUUGUGAUGAAUUUGAAACAAGAUGGCAACAAGUAGUUGAGAAAUAUAAUCUUCAAGAGAAUGCAUGGCUAUGUCAAUUAUAUGGAGAGCGGCAUCAAUGGGUACCGGCAUAUGUGAAAGGUAUAUUUUGGGCCGGAAUGUCCACUACACAACGAAGUGAGAGUAUGAAUGCCUUUUUUGAUGGUUAUGUGGGGCCAAAGACUCCGUUGAAGAAAUUUGUUGGGGAUUAUGACAAUGCUUUGAUGAGAAUGGUGGAGAACGAGCGUCUAGCUGAUUUUGGUUCGUACAAUAAAAUGUUUCCACUUAUAACUCUUCAUUCUAUUGAGCGUCAACUUCAAGCUAUUUACACAAAUGAAAAGUUCAAAGAAGUUCAAGAAGAGUUUAGGGGAUUCAUGAUGUGUUUGCCAUCCUUACUAAAAUGCGAAGGUGCGAUUUCUACAUAUGAAGUUAUUGAUCGUGUAAGAGUUAGUGGUGACUUCAUAAAAGAAGUAAAAUAUUGUGUUUACUUUAAUGACACUGAAUGUGAGGUACAAUGCACUUGUAGAUUGUUUGAAUUCAGAGGAAUCAUGUGCAGGCAUGCCCUUAUUGUUCUUACCUUGGUGAAAGAUGUGAAAGAGUUGCCAUCCAAAUAUAUUCUUGACCGAUGGAGGAAGGACUUGAAACGAAAAUAUACUUUUGUUAAAAGUAGUUAUGACGAUUUGAGUGGCAAUCCUAAAGCACAAAAAUAUGAUGAUUUAUGCAAUGAUUUUUCUGAAGUAGCAUUUCUCGCGUCAGAUUACAAUGAAACCUAUAUGACAAUGAAGGCUUGUAUACGUAAGUUAAAGGAGGAAUUGCUUUGUAAUGGGUUAAGAAGUGAAAGCAGUUUGAGUAGUGCACCUUCUCUUCACAUUCCGGGUGCAUAUUCGAUUUGUAAUGAAGCAACUGAUGGGAGGUAUCAGAAAUGUAACAAGUUGCGGAGUCCUUUAGUUGCAAAAAGUAAAGGAAAGCCCUCGUCAACACGAAAGCAAUCCAUUGUAGAAAAAGUUGUUAGAAAGUUAAAAUUAACGAAGGUGAAGAAAUGA
Corylus avellana is the source of this 2097-nucleotide messenger RNA. RefSeq names its product protein FAR1-RELATED SEQUENCE 5-like. Lineage: Eukaryota; Viridiplantae; Streptophyta; Magnoliopsida; Fagales; Betulaceae. Gene Ontology annotation, biological process: regulation of DNA-templated transcription. The record is from RefSeq and is a predicted model, not a curated record. Gene Ontology annotation, molecular function: zinc ion binding.